Tarenaya hassleriana is the source of this 1546-nucleotide messenger RNA. RefSeq names its product patatin-like protein 1. Bases 12 to 1394 code for a protein of 460 amino acids. NCBI's taxonomy places the organism in Eukaryota, Viridiplantae, Streptophyta, Magnoliopsida, Brassicales, Cleomaceae. Gene Ontology annotation, molecular function: glycerophospholipase activity; monoacylglycerol lipase activity. The record is from RefSeq and is a predicted model, not a curated record. The transcript is spliced from 7 exons. Gene Ontology annotation, biological process: lipid metabolic process.
CUAAAACACCUAUGGAGAACGAGCUGGGUUCCGUAAGAAACAAAACGGAGAUCGAGUCAAAGUAUGUAAGAACCAAACCGGCGAAUGGAAGAUUCGUCACCAUCCUCAGCAUAGACGGCGGAGGUAUCCGAGGAAUUAUCCCCGGAGUGAUCCUCGCUCACCUCGAGAAAGAACUUCAGAUGCUCGACGGGAAAGAAGCGAGGUUGGCGGAUUAUUUUGACGUGAUAGCCGGGACGAGCACCGGCGGCCUCAUAACGGCAAUGUUGACGGCUCCUGACGAUGACGGCCGACCAUUAUUCGCGGCCAAUAAGAUUGUUCCCUUUUACAUGAAGGAAUGCCCCAAGAUCUUCCCUCAGCCCAAAGGGUUCAUCGGUCGGUUACCAAAGUCGGUUCAAGGAAUGGCCUCGAGUUUGGUCCGUCUAGUACCGAAGUGUCUUCGAGAAAAGGGCAAAGAGUUUGUUGGUCUGCUAAGGAAGCUCCCAAAGAUCUUUUGGCUGCCAAAAUACGACGGAGGGUACCAUCAUAAGCUGAUAGAGGAUAUGCUCGGAGAGAAAAAGCUCGGCGAUACGCUCACCAACGUUAUCAUACCUACCUUCGACAUCAAGAAAAUGGAACCCACCAUCUUCUCCUCCUACGAGGCAUUGGCCGAGCCGAACUUGGAUGUCAAAUUAUCAGACAUAUGCAUCGGCACAUCAGCUGCUCCGACUUUUUUCCCUGCCCAUUACUUUAAGAAUAAAGAUAGUAAAGGGUCGAUCGAGACAGAGUUCAACCUCAUUGAUGGCGGAAUCACUGCCAAUAACCCGACUUUGCUGGCAGUGACUGCAGUGACUAGACAGAUAGAGCAGGGAAACGCGGAUAUGGGGGAUAUGGAACCGUUAGAUUUCGACCGUUUCAUCGUGAUAUCGGUAGGGACAGGAUCGGGCAAGAAUGAAUGGAAGUACAAUGCUUCAAAGGCCUCCAAAUGGGGAUUCUGGUCUUGGGCCUAUUACCGUGGAGAUUCUCCGUUAAUAGAUUUCUUCUUUCAAUCGAACAGUAGCAUGGUCCAUUACCACAACUCCGUCGUGUUCCAUGACAAAGAUGGCCAGACAAAUUACCUUAGAAUCGACGACGAUUCACUGGAAGGAGAUGCGAGUUCAACUGACUUAGCCACAAAGGCUAACCUGAAGAAACUGAAGAGGCUCGGAUAUAAGAUCCUGAAAAAAAGGGUCAUGGAAAUGAAUCUUAAAACCGGCAAAUACGAACCAGUUCGCGAAAAAACUACCAACAAACAAGAACUCAAAAGGUUUGCGAAAUUGCUUUCGGACGAAAGAAAAAGCCGAAACUCGAAUUCAGAUUCGAAGUUAUCAACAAUGUUCAUGGAUACAAACAAAGACCAAGCUCUGUCUUUGCUAUAAUUAUCCGACGGUUUCUACUUCAUAUUUGGAUUUUGUUUCUCAGCUUGUGUCUCUUUGUGGUUGAUGAUGUUGUUCAAGUUCAUCUUUUAUGUUACGUGCGCAUCAAGGAAUCUUCCUUGAUAUUGUGGUGUGUCGGGUCCGGCGGCGAACUG